AUGCCCGCCCGUGUUCGCUCCGCCCCGAAGGGCACCUUUGGCGCCGCCUACGAGACCAUCACAUCGCCCGAGAAUGCCGCCGUCGUGAGGAGUGUUGCUGUGUUCGGUGCUGCCGUCGCAUUCCUGUCCAGCCCCUGGGCUGAGUUCCUUCUGCCUCCGUACGUCUUCUCUCAGGCGCAUCCCCGCGCUGCUCUCGCUGCACCGCUGCCUUCUAACGCGCCCCUUUAG
Molecule: messenger RNA, 228 nt
Organism: Neoarthrinium moseri
Lineage: Eukaryota; Fungi; Ascomycota; Sordariomycetes; Amphisphaeriales; Apiosporaceae
Exons: 2
Coding region: 1-228 (75 amino acids)
Source: RefSeq, a predicted model, not a curated record